AUGUCAAAUUCACCGUCCGUUCCCGAAGAUAGAUUGCCUAAUCCCCUGGUGACACCUGCGGCACCUGCCCAACAUGAUUGCUCCAGAGCCAUCCCUGGGACUAGCCCACGUCACCAUUCUCAGCAAGCUCAUAUCUCCCAGAGGUCUGAAGAGGUGCCGACGCCUUCACGGGCGGAAUCCCCAACGGCUCACUCUUGGUCCCAGCCCAGGUUCACUCUAAAACGGACUGCGACCACACCUCCGGAGAACACCGCCAAUCCGGAUAUCGUGUAUCGGCCCCAACUGUCCGAGCGAGACAGUAUUUUCGCAACCCAUUACCUUCCUACAGAUAGCGGCGCAAACACCCCACAAUUACCCCCCAACAGGGCCUUGGACACCGAGCGUCAGGUCAAUUUGAUUCCCAGUCUCGAUGAUGCACCCGUGUCUUCAAGUGCAUUCUCCAAGGUCUCUCCCCACCGUUUUAACGUCGACCCUUCCCACAUGGAAGUUGACGUCCACAGACAUUCUCCAUUGCGUUCUUCCACUCUCUUCCCUUCCGAUGCCCCCCGAUUGUCCCUCCUGCGCGCAUCGACCCUGUCGACUGAUCAUCUCAAGAAACCCGAGGCAGAGGUAGGCGUGCAGGCACAUUUGGGAUCUCGGCGGUACAACCUGCCAUUGGAGGGAACAGGUAGGAGAACCAGCCAUCUGAACGGCGCUUUACCUGAACGAAAUCUCUUCCCGUCCAUAGAUGAUGUCUCUUCUACCCCGCACUCUUUGAAUGUGUUGUCCGGCAGAGAGAGUCCUCAGGUCAGUCAAGGGUUCGGAUCUUACAGUCCCCAAAAAGAAGCCCUUCCACCAUCCCUUGAACGAAGUCCAAGCAGAGGUCGUCGCGGUGGUCGAGUUGACAGCUCCAUUGAAGCCAAUUUGACCAACGCGGAGCCGGCUUCUAACGUCCGCAGCCGCAAAUCCAGCCACUACCUGGGCCUCUUCAAAGAAAACACCACUUCGCCGGAUCGCAAACGACGGGAGGAUCGCGGACGAGAACAAGAUGAGACGCUGGAACCGCAGGAUCGCGUCAUGGAUUUGGAGCAAGAGCCACACCAACACCCGCGAUCAGAGGAGGGCGCUUUGAUUCGUAAAAGCUUCUCCCUCCCUCCACUUGGAAAUGGCCCGGCUCUUGAACCCCAGCCUUCCGAGCUCGUCAAAAACAAACCGCACGAUGAUCUCCACAAACGCCCUCCGCCAGCGUUGCCCCGCACCUUACUAGAGGAAAUCCGAAACUUCCAUCUCACUCCUGGAGGGCGCCAUGGUUCGUCAUUCUCUAAAAGCAUUCCCACGCAGUAUUCAGAGAGAAAUCGUGAGUAUUUCGACAAGGAUCCUCAUGUCGAAAUUUCCCCGACCAACUCAUUCGAGCAAGACGAGCGUCGCGGAUCACAGCAAUUUGGAGUCGAGGAAGAAGAGAACGAACAGAUUUCGUCUGCCGUUUACUUCCCCCACGAGCGCACGGUGCCUGAAGGGGUUGAGACCUUGGAGCAAUAUCCUGACGGCCCCCAUGAUGUACAACCGGUUCAGUUGACGGUUCCAGAGAAAGGCCAUGACCUGAUGCUAGUACCCCAAGAGCGUCAUUCCCCGGAAAAAGAAAUCAGCCAUGUGGAUAUAUCCCUGCGAUCCAAGAAUGAAAGUAAGAUCCUAUAUGGCGAUAUCCACUCUCCUCGAGAGAACAUGCCUGAAAAGCCCUUGAGUACCAUCUCUGAACUCAGCUAUGAUUCAUCACAUGAAUCCGAGCCACCAUCUGCAGACGAAAGUGGUUGGUCCGCAACUGAAGACGGCCAUCACACCGAUGAGGGCGAGACUCCGACAGCGACCCCAAGACAGCGGCCUCGGCUUCUCUCUCACCCCAAGCCUUCCCCAGCACCUCUCGGUGCCGUUGAAUUGAAGCCUUAUCGACACCAAGUUGGCGGCCACACCACGGUUUUCCGCUUUUCCAGGCGAGCUGUUUGCAAACAGCUCAACAAUCGCGAGAAUGAGUUCUAUGAACGCAUUGAACAGAGACAUCCAGACAUGCUGGUGUUUCUCCCAAAAUAUAUCGGAGUGUUGAAUGUCACGUUCUCGAAGACACCCAAACGACCAAAGGAUCCGGGCGAUUCUGCUGAAGGUAAAAUCCAGGAUGCGACUGCCACAAAUGGAAAUGGAACGUCAGCUCUCAGCUCCCAAAUUCAGGAGGCGGCUGAGCCCCAACGAAUUGUGAGCCAGUCACAAGUUACCGGUGUUAUCCCAAAGGUUAUCCUUGAGAACAACCGUCACAUCAUUCCUGCCGAUCUGUUCUCUCACCCACAGCGACCGAGGACAGCCGAUGCCUCGGUGAGCCGCGCUCGAUCCGUCGACGGCCUGGAGGGCAUGUCAGCAGAGUCUGAUCCAUCGGCACUCAGCAAGCGCGCCAAGAUCUGGGGCGCCACCACCGUCAACCUCAAACUUCAGGAACAGGUUCUUCGUGAAGUGUUCAGCCCGCCUGCUAUUCAUCACCAUCGCCGCCAUGCUCGCGGCCACAUCCAUUUACCAAGGGCCAAUUCCGACAUGCCUACCGCAAACCGCCGCCGAGGAAACAUGUCCGAAGACCAAACGGCCAGCAGUCGACGACCGGCACCUGGGCCAAUCGAAGCUCUGAAGACAGAAGCAAUUGACAUCAAGACAACACCUAGCGAAGGCCCGGCUCUUUCGUCGUCCGCCUCAACUGCUCUCGAUGCUAACCAAAACCGUCUUGAAAAGAUAAGGACGCAAGAAGAUACAAAUCGGGCAAGUUCUCUGUCCAGGGCAUCCCAUCCGCGAAGGCGCCAUUCUGGAAGUGGCCUCCAGAGACGUGGUAGUAUAAAUUCCCGCAAUAAUGGAGAGUUACUAUUCUAUGAUGAUGAGGGCUAUGGAGGCGACAAGGAGGACGAUAUUUUUGCCAUGGAAGCGGAUGCUUCUAUGCCUUCAAAUCCCUCCCCUGUCGCGACACACUCGGGCUCAGCAGGAUCCGAAAGCAAUUUGGUCCCCGAACCUCGCCUAUCCGAUACUCUUGCUGCAACUCGUCGUGAUCCAUCCCGUUUCCAACCUAAGGAGCCCAUCAAUACCAUUCUGCCCAGUAAUCCCAAGGAGGCCCAGCUAAGGCAAGAUGAAAGAGUGCAGUUUUUCCUCCUCCUCCUUGAGGAUUUGACCGCUGGUAUGAACAAGCCGUGUGUGCUGGAUUUGAAGAUGGGCACACGCCAGUAUGGCAUUGAGGCGAACGAAAAGAAGAAAAAGUCCCAGCGCCGGAAAUGCCAGUCAACCACUUCACAGCAACUGGGCGUGAGGCUCUGUGGCAUGCAAGCCUGGAAUGUCAAAAAACAAGAGUACAUCUUCGAAGACAAGUAUUUCGGACGAGAUCUGAAAUCCGGACGCGAAUUCCAGGACGCGCUCACUCGCUUCCUUUACGAUGGUGUCAGUUAUACCAGCGUAGCCAAGAAAAUCCCCGUCAUUCUAGAAAAGUUGGCUCUGUUGGAACACAUGAUCCGCCAAUUGGAUCGGUAUCGCCUUUAUGCCAGCAGCCUUCUGAUCCUCUAUGACGGAGACCAACAAUCACCCCCAAAGCAAGGCCCACCCCGUCCCAGCAACGAACGCCCACCACUCAAGCGCGGCGCCUCCGACGACGGCCACGGCAAGAUCGACGUACAAUUGAAAAUUGUCGAUUUCGCGAACUGCGUGACAGGCGAGGACCCACUCCCACCCGACACGCCCUGCCCGCCUCACAACCCAUACGACAUCGACCGCGGCUACCUCCGCGGGCUGCGCACCCUGCGCAUGUAUUUCCAGCGGAUCAUGAAAGAAGUGACGCAAGACGAAUUCGUCGAACGAGGCGAAGGCGAAGCCAUUGCACUUGGCUCUCAGCCCGCCGCCCGCGACACACCCUCUGACCAAUACUGGGAUGAGACGAUGAUUGAGAGCGACGCGGGCGAAGUCAGUUUCUAG
This is a messenger RNA of Penicillium soppii, 3963 nucleotides long. Its product is annotated as inositol polyphosphate kinase KCS1. The record is from RefSeq and is a predicted model, not a curated record. NCBI's taxonomy places the organism in Eukaryota, Fungi, Ascomycota, Eurotiomycetes, Eurotiales, Aspergillaceae. The transcript is spliced from 2 exons. Gene Ontology annotation, molecular function: inositol hexakisphosphate kinase activity. Bases 1 to 3963 code for a protein of 1320 amino acids. Gene Ontology annotation, biological process: phosphatidylinositol phosphate biosynthetic process; inositol phosphate biosynthetic process. Gene Ontology annotation, cellular component: nucleus; cytoplasm.